UAUAAUAACUGAACAUUUUAGAAUUUAUAAAAAAACAAAAUAUGGCAUAAUUGAAAGCUAAAUUAAAUUUGUAAUGCUAAAAAACAGUAAUGACGGUAAUGAUGCGUUGGUGGAAGACAGCGCUAAAAAUGGUACCGAGAAUUUGAUCAGAAAUGAAAACCAAAGCGAUACCCAAAAAAUAAUUGAUAAAAAAGUGGGUUUCAAACGGCAAAUCACACUCUUAGGAGCCAUCGGUCUUCUUGUAGGAACAGUAGUUGGUAGCGGAAUUUUUGUAUCACCUAGUGUAGUUGCAAACCAUUCUGGAAGCUCAGGUUUAAUUCUUAUUGUUUGGGCAGGCAGUGGAGUACUUGCACUAUUUUCAGCUUUAUGUUAUGUAGAACUUGGUACAAUGUUUCCAACGUCAUCAGGCUCUGAUUAUACUUUUGUAUAUGAAGGUUUUGGAGACUUACCAGCAUUUAUAUCUGGGUUUACAAAUGUGGUAGUAUUAUCUCCAAUGGCAUUUGUUAUGGUGACGUUAACUUGCGCAAGUUACAUUGUUUCAGCUGCCAAAAUACAUGAAAAAUACAUCAAAAUAAUUGCUGCCAUAAUCAUUGGAGUAAUAUUCAUCUUGAACUGUGCAAGCGUUAACUUAGGAACAAUAGUUCAAGAGAUUUUUACAACAAUAAAAAUUUUGGCGUUAUUAAUGAUUGCAGUUACUGGUAUAGUGCGACUUGGUCAAGGUCAUUACCAAAAUUUCAGACAAAUUUUUAAAGGAUCAAAGACAAAUAUCUCAGAAAUUUGUUAUGCUUUUUACGGUGGCUUUUGGGCCUACGGGGGAUAUAGUAAUUUACCUACAAUUGCUGCAGAACUUAAAAAUCCUAUUAGAGAUCUCCCAUUAGCUAUGUGGAUUGGAAUGAUAUUAGUUACAGUUUUCUAUGUCACCGUCAAUGCGGCAUACUUAACAGUAAUGACUCCACUUGAAAUCGCCACUUCAAAUGCAGUAGGAGUGACAUUUGGUGAUCAAGUUUAUGGUCCUGCAGCUUUGAUUAUACCGGUGUUAGUGGCAUGCUCAUCAUUUGGUGCUUCAAAUGGAGGCAUGAUAUCUAGCAGCAGGAUGUUGAACGCAGUUGCUCAGAAAGGUCAUGUGCCAAAGUUUCUUUCUCUCAUACAUAAAAAACGCCACACACCAACUACGUCUCUAUUUUUUAUAUGCAUUUUAUCAUUGGUCAUGCUGAUACCUAAGUCAUCUAAUUUUGGAAAUUUAUUAAAAUACAUCUCUUUUAUUAACGCGGCAUUAGUUGGUUUGACUAUGUCAGCUUUGUUAUGGCUACGAUAUAAAAGACCAGAUAUAGAAAGACCUUUUAAAGUGUUCCUUGGAUUACCCAUUUUAGUGUUGUUAAGUUCAGCUUAUUUCACAGUAGCUCCGUUUUUUGAACAUCCACUAGAAUCAACCUAUUGCCUAAUUGCAAUCCUUGUUACCAUUCCUAUAUACUACAUUUUUAUAAAAUAUGAGAAAAUACCUAAGUUUGUUUCAAAUUGUUUAGGUUGUUUUGCAACAAUGUUAGAAAAGUUGAAUAUGGGCUAUCCGCCAGAAGAAGUUAAUAGAAAUAAUUAUUCUAAAAUAAGUACAAAAGAAGAAAUAAAUACGCAACCAAUUAAUGACACAAAUUAAUUUUUCGAGUUUCAAUUAUAAAAAUCGCCGGACAACCAAUGGUUAUAAAAACCGCCGGACAACAAAUGGUUAUGAAACAACAACCGCCGGACAACAAAUGGUUAUGAAACAAACUAAGGCAUAUCAAUAACAUUUUACUUUUUCAUUGCUAGCAGAUCACCACUUUAUUUUUACUUUUAUUGCUAGCAGACCAUCACUUCAUUUUUACUUUUAUUGUUUGCAGAUCAUCACUUCAUUUUACUGUUAGCAGAUCAUCACUUCAUUUUAUUGUUAACAGAUCAUCACUUUAUUUUUACAACUAAUAGUUUAUCACUUGUUUAACAUUUGUGGAAUCCAAUAUAUGAAGAUGCAAAGUGCCAAAUUCAUAUUCGUACGUUUAGAUUUGGAAAAACUGGGAUAGUCACUUUUAUUUUUCAAGUUAAAAUUUAAUACUUAAUAAAUUGUAAAUAUAUAUUUACUAAAUUUAAAUAAAACCAUUAAAUCAAAUAUAA
This is a messenger RNA of Hydra vulgaris (swiftwater hydra), 2142 nucleotides long. RefSeq names its product b(0,+)-type amino acid transporter 1. Gene Ontology annotation, cellular component: membrane. The record is from RefSeq and is a predicted model, not a curated record. Lineage: Eukaryota; Metazoa; Cnidaria; Hydrozoa; Anthoathecata; Hydridae. Gene Ontology annotation, molecular function: L-amino acid transmembrane transporter activity. Gene Ontology annotation, biological process: amino acid transmembrane transport.